Molecule: messenger RNA, 1512 nt
Organism: Exophiala viscosa
Lineage: Eukaryota; Fungi; Ascomycota; Eurotiomycetes; Chaetothyriales; Herpotrichiellaceae
Exons: 3
Coding region: 1-1245 (414 amino acids)
Biological process (GO): carbohydrate metabolic process
Molecular function (GO): chitin binding; hydrolase activity, acting on carbon-nitrogen (but not peptide) bonds
Source: RefSeq, a predicted model, not a curated record
AUGACGCUUCUAUGGCUUGUUGCUGUGCUUCUUCCGGGCCCAUGGUGUGUUCUGGCCCAUCCUGGCAAUGACCUUUUCCUGCCACUCCGGUCCCGAGCAGUCAGCCCCGAUAAUACCUGCGGUGGCAGCAAUGGCUACACCUGCCCAUCCUCCAUGCCUUGUUGCUCGAAGUACGGAUGGUGUGGCAGCACCGCCGACUACUGCGGUACCGAAUGCCAGGCAACCUCGCUUCCAUGUUGUUCCCGCUAUGGAUUCUGUGGUUCAACUAGCGAGUAUUGCGCAUCUCCAGGUUGCCAACCAUCUUAUGGGACUUGUUCGGUCGCUGGAUCAGCAUCAAGCUCAACGGCUAUUUCAACCACUUCCCCAGACAAUAGCUGUGGUGGGAACAACGGUUAUAUCUGUCCGCCAAAUCUCCAAUGCUGUUCGAGGUACGGGUGGUGCGGAGUCUCAGACGAGUAUUGCACCAAUGGAUGCCAACCGGAGUUCGGAAACUGCAUUACCAGUACAGGAAGUCCGCAGCCCACAACGACAGCAGCUGUGGUCAACGUUCUACGUCCCAAGAUUGGCUCUGUUCCCUAUGGCUCAGUGAUCUACGAUUGCGAAGUAGCCGGCGAUAUUGCAAUCACCUUCGAUGACGGGCCUUAUAUCUAUACCUCUGAUCUUCUGGAUCUGCUUUCAAGCAACGGGAUCAAGGCGACAUUUUUCAUUGUUGGCAACCUACACGGUGCGAUCGACCAAACUCCAGACUGGACGUCCGUUAUCCAGCGCAUGAAUAGCGAAGGCCACCAUAUCGCCUCACACACGUGGACUCACCCAGAUCUAACAACUCUUUCUUCCGGCGAGAGGAAAGAUCAGAUGUACCAAAAUGAACAGGCGUUCGUGAACAUUCUUGGCAAGUUCCCAACCUAUAUGCGGCCUCCGUAUCUUGCAUUCGACGAUGCAUGCCAGCAAGACAUGUCGGACCUUGGGUACCAUGUGAUCUCGACUAACCUGGACACCAAAGAUUACGAGAAUGACUCGCCUACCCUGAUAGUGAAUUCGGAGGAUACUUUCAAUGACACCAUCACCCAGAACAGUCCAUCCUCUUCCAGCUUCAUCGUUCUGAACCAUGAUAUCCACGAACAGACGGUAUAUACUCUGGCUCAAUAUGAGAUCGAUAGAGCUAAAGCCAAUGGAUAUCGGCCCGUUACUGUGGGAGAGUGCUUAGGAGAUCCGGCGGGUAAUUGGUACCGUGCUGGACCAUGAAAAGACUAUGGCAACGAACUCGUAUCAACAAACGAUCCUUAUUCCUCGCACGUUAUGUAAUGAAGAUAAUUCUUCAAUUCCUUUGAUACUCGAAAGUCGAGAUAAAGUAGCGUUCUUAUCUACUGUACAUCUCCCCUACAAAUAUGCAAAGGGCGAGGUCACACCCGGCCAGUCAGUCGCGUUAGGAGAAGGAGUGGUAUGGGUAUCGAGUGCGUGGUCACAAGUGGGAGGAAGUCUUGAAACCCGAGGAGAGUGCGAAGGGAGAAU